Diaporthe batatas is the source of this 2852-nucleotide messenger RNA. RefSeq lists its product as uncharacterized. The transcript has 3 exons. NCBI's taxonomy places the organism in Eukaryota, Fungi, Ascomycota, Sordariomycetes, Diaporthales, Diaporthaceae. Gene Ontology annotation, biological process: phosphatidylcholine biosynthetic process; phosphatidylethanolamine biosynthetic process. The record is from RefSeq and is a predicted model, not a curated record. Bases 553 to 1872 code for a protein of 439 amino acids. Gene Ontology annotation, cellular component: cytoplasm. Gene Ontology annotation, molecular function: choline kinase activity; ethanolamine kinase activity.
GCAGGGGCAGGCCUUGUUGUGAGGGAGAGACAUGGGAGUCUUUUUCGAGGUACGAAGUAGGGUCUGUGGUAGACUAGCCAGAUCUCUCUCCCUUCCAUGACGGGCACGUGCCCCUCCUCAGACCGUUGAGCUCGAAGCCUUUUUAUUGCUGUUCGGCAGAUAUUCUUGCUGCCGGCCGUGUUGCCUGUCGUCCUGGACACUCGGCGUCGUUCCUCGAUCCGCAAACAAUCUUUCCCCUUUUUCCUGUCGGUUUUGCAAGCCCAAAGGCAAAGGUGCCUUGCUCCAGAAUAGCUUCGAGCAUCUUGGGGGCAUCUUGAGCUUCUGUACCGAGUCAAAGGGCACAUGUUGAGGAACCUAGGCGUCUUGUGCGUGCUUGUUUGUGCAUUCCUCGUCGCCGUCCCGCAACCAUAGAAAACAUUUGAGGUCCCGGCAGCAGCAGCCCCUUUUCCAGGUCCCCCCCCCCUCCACACCCACACCCGCCCGGUCAGGCAAGCGACCCCUCCUUGCCUCCUUGCCUCCCUGCCCGCUUGCCCGCUUGCCCGUUCCCCAACAAUGAUACACCAAGACGGCGACAACGGCCGUCGCGCCGCCGCCCGGUCUGACCAACACCCACCCGUGCGCUUUAUUUCCCAGACUUACGACGGCUCCGACUCCGAAAACUCGGCCCGCCAGCUCAUCCUGUCCCUGCGACCCGAGUGGUCGUCAGACGACUCCAACAUUGAGUUUGUGCGCUUCACCGAUGGCAUCACAAACACCUUGCUCAAGGCCGUCAACAAGCGCCCCGGCCUGUCCAACGAUGACGUCGACCGGGAGGCCAUCCUGCUGCGUGCAUACGGCCACGGCACCGACUUGAUCAUCGACCGCGCCAGGGAGACGCAGAACCAUGAGUUGCUCUCGCGCCACGGCCUGGCGCCAGAGCUGCUGGCUCGCUUCAACAACGGCAUGAUGUACAGGUUCAUCAAGGGUAGCGUCACCCACCCCGAGGACCUGAGGCGCCCCGACAUAUACCUGGCCGUGGCGAGAAGGCUGGCCCAAUGGCAUGCCACAGUGCCCUGUCUCCCCGGCAAGACGCACAUCAGCGACAAGAUGGAUGUCCACUGCGUUGACAUGCUCGACGGCGCUGCGAACAAGCACCCCACCCUGCAGGAGGCCAUAGACGCUGCCGCCCCUGGGAAGCAGGCCCCUAACGUGUGGACUGUCAUGCAGAAGUGGAUCUUUGCCCUUCCAACCAAGACCGCCGCCCAGAGGGACCGCCAACAACGGCUACAGGUCGAGCUGUCCAAGCUGGUAACUGAGCUGAGCCGCCGGCCAGGCCUGGGAAAGGACGGUCUGGUCUUCGCGCAUUGCGACCUGCUAAGCGGGAAUGUUAUUGUCCUGCCCAAGGGCGGCGCUCAAGACUCUGGCAUCAUCAGCAAUGGCACUGCAGACGGCACGGGCGAGAACGUGACCUUUAUCGACUAUGAAUAUGCCGUGCCCUCCCCGGCAGCAUUCGAUCUGUGCAACCACUUUGCCGAAUGGGGCGGUUUCGACUGCGACUACAAUGUCCUACCCUCCAAGUCCCAACGGCACGAGUUCAUCACCGAGUACGUCCGUUCGUACUACAGUCUCCUCCCCGAGCAGCCCGAGCACGACGAGACGUCCGAGAUCCAGAAACUAGCAGACGAGGUCGAUUUGUUUCGCGGAGUUCCAGGCUUCUACUGGGGCAUCUGGGCACUGAUCCAGGCAACCAUCUCGGACAUCGACUUCGACUACGCCUCGUACGCAGAGAUCAGGCUGGGCGAGUACUGGGCCUGGAAAGCCGAGGUUGAUGGGAGCCGAGCUUCAGAGGGUAAAGAGCUCCCGCUGCGAGAAAGGCGGUGGGCUGAGCAGUAAGGCCUUCCAGAAGCUUAGCAAGGGGGCGGCCGCCACCAACUCAGAGCGGGAUGUUCCCGAGGAGAUGGGGACAGGUUCCCAGCCAUUCAACAUGCUCUCCAGAGUCAAAAAAGCAAACCAGUACAUAGGCAUGCGCGUACAUCAACGCACGAUAAUAUAAUUGUCCUUUUCAAGCGAGUACCGACGCAAUUGGGCCCAGGCCAUCAGGCGGAGAGCAUUCCACCUUUUUGAGAAUGCAGUGGGACCCGUUGACCUCUUGAGGAACUUGAGUGCGUCCAGCCCUCACGGCCAAAAGUCGAAGGCCUCGGCUUCGAGAAGGAAACCAAAUCAUCCUGUCUACUGGAGUUGGGUCACCACAGCAGGGAUAUAGAGACAUUACAUGCCAGUAGUGGGUUUCAGGACGACCUCCUCAACCCAGGGUGCGCUGUGGGUGGUGCUUUCGCACACUUCUGGUAUAAGACGUUACUGCAUAUGCGGUUGCAAGUGGCUACUGCAGCUGUUCAGGCGGUGGCUGAGGAUCGCCUUCUCCAUUCGCCCAGGGCAUCGCCAACCCCUGGGAACCGCCAGCAGCAAGUUCAACACUGCGAAAUUGCCACAGUGCGGUACUGCGGCGUGGUACUGCGGCAGCAGGGAUCCAUCGCAUUCCUAAAAGCAGGCAUCACCUACCGUACUGCAACGACGGACACAUAUAUUGUGGCUAGGUCCGCCAUGGCUCGAACGCGAAGAUAAGUACGCUAUUCUUCAAUAGGUCCACCCGGCCAGAUUCUAGGACAAGGCUGCCAUAAUAGUCCAAGGAGCGCAUGGUAAUAACCCUAAUCAUAGGGAAACCUUGGCCCAUCUACAUUCUUGCAUGAUAUAGCUUCAUUCGGAGCCAUCUCCAGGUUUCCUUGGGACAUCUGGUUCAACUCUAUAUAGCUUCGACAUAUUUACAAAUUAUUCCGCCAACACUGCGCAACCAAGUCAUAUGUGCUAGAAAAUGU